UUACAUAAUCCAGACACAUGACAGGCUACAUAAAGGGAUGUGAAAGCACCAUGUGGGAAAGAGUUGCAGGGAGGAGAAGAGAGAGGACCCAGAAUAUUGAUAAUAUUAAUAAUAAUAACAUCACAAAAGACCAGUAAUAAUUCACAGGGAUGGAUUUCGAUCUGCCUCCUACCAUACCUGUAAAUGGGAUCCCCUGGGAAAGAGUUCUGCCGCCCAUGCUGCCUCGCCUCGGGGGCACUUUCGGAUCUUACGCAUGGACCCCAUCUGAGCUGCUGAUCCCGGUUAAAGAGCACACAGGAGCCGCACAGGUUGUUUGUGACCAAAAUGGAUUUACUGUGCAACUUGACGUGAAACACUUCAGUCCUGAAGAGCUGAUGGUCAAAGUCACAGGCAACUAUGUUGUGGUAGAAGGAAAACACGAACAGAGAAAGGAUGGAUCUGGAUUAGUGACCCGGCAGUUUAACCGAAGGUACCGCAUCCCAAACGAAGUGGACGCCAUGAAACUUGAGUGUGCAGUGUCACCAGAGGGAAUGCUUGUUAUUUCUGCCCCUUUGCUGAAGGCUGAAAAUGCCAAAUCACCUACACACCCCGGAUCAGAAGUGUAAAGACACUCCACGGGUUUGGACAGGGAGACAAAGAAACAGAUGGACCUUCUAAUAUUUAUGUAAUCCUGUCCUAUGAUGUGUUUCUAUCACUCUCAGAAGGAUGAGCAUCGGGAGAAACAGACCAGCCUUCCUCUUGCAUGAAAGCUAGCGGGUACUAUUUCCAAAUGCCAAUUCCAAACAUACUUGACACCAAGCCAAACACCACAUUAUUAAUCCUUUUUGUUUAGCAUUUUCAUGAUGUUAAACUUCCAGGCAUAGUGAAGACACCUGAUCUGAAAUCAGAAUCCUACUCGAAUUUUCCAGCAUGUUCUAAACAUUCUUUAAGCAGAUUGCUGUUUAAAAACACUUGCACAUAUCAGAUAUUGUUAUUGUGAACUCAUGACUGUACAUAUUCCUUAAUAACUUUGUUUUGUAAGUGUUAAGUAUGAGAUAUAAUAUUCUAUAAGCUAAUUUAACUGCUGCGUUAUCAUGAAAGUCUUCAAAUAAAUAUUUUUCCAAAAUGA
Messenger RNA from Hemibagrus wyckioides, 1108 nucleotides. RefSeq names its product heat shock protein, alpha-crystallin-related, b6 (gene hspb6). The transcript has 4 exons. NCBI's taxonomy places the organism in Eukaryota, Metazoa, Chordata, Actinopteri, Siluriformes, Bagridae. Gene Ontology annotation, molecular function: protein folding chaperone. The record is from RefSeq and is a predicted model, not a curated record. Gene Ontology annotation, biological process: response to heat; protein refolding. The coding region runs from base 150 to 605 and encodes 151 amino acids.